AUGGAAAAUAAAUUAAUUCGAUUAUUACCAAAAGAACCAACAGGGUGUUUAAUAAAAAUAAAAAAUAUCUCAUAUUUUGAAAAGGAAAUUCAAAUAAAGCAUUUUCUCGAGCAUUUAGUAGAGGUGUGCCUCAUACAAACCAACUACGAAGAGAAUGAAGGAUAUGCUUUAUUGCAUUCUAAGGAAGAAGCUUUACAUUUUAUGAAAUUAUACAAAACCAUUUUAAAAAAUAUGAUAUUUUCAUAUUCUAACGAAAAUAAUAUAGAAAUCGAAAUUUUAAAUAAUGAAGAAGAAAUGAGAUUCUGGAAUUAUGCCCGAAAAAACAAAAUAAAGUUUUAUGUUUGUUGUAAUUCUUUAAAAUAG
This is a messenger RNA of Plasmodium yoelii, 363 nucleotides long. RefSeq names its product conserved Plasmodium protein, unknown function. The transcript has 4 exons. Gene Ontology annotation, molecular function: RNA binding. Lineage: Eukaryota; Apicomplexa; Aconoidasida; Haemosporida; Plasmodiidae. Bases 1 to 363 code for a protein of 120 amino acids. The record is from RefSeq and is a predicted model, not a curated record.